Spodoptera litura is the source of this 1019-nucleotide messenger RNA. The record is from RefSeq and is a predicted model, not a curated record. NCBI's taxonomy places the organism in Eukaryota, Metazoa, Arthropoda, Insecta, Lepidoptera, Noctuidae.
ACGUUGUAUACGCAAUGUGUUUCCACGUGGCUUUUGAUGUGGAAUGGUUUUAUUUGAAACGGUAUCACCAGAUAUCUAAUCAUUGGUUUUUGGAGAGAUUGUAUAGAACCCUGCAUGUUGUGGUACUCAUACUGAUAUCGUAUCUUCUGCCAAAUGUCACGAGAAUGAUGGGUGUUCUUGGCAGUUUGUUCACGACCCCAGCAGUAAUGAUUUACCCAGCAAUCAUAGAGAUGAUCCUCGAUUGGGAAUAUCCAGGACUUGGUAAAUAUAGAUGGAGACUAGUGAAGUGUAUAUCAAUAGUUAUUGUCGGCUUGGUGACAGUCUUCGGAGGAACAUACUUCAAUAUCGUAGGAAUGAUAGAGGAGAUACAGUUACAAAACAGUGGAGGUUUCAGACCUAAUUAUUCUCAUCAUAAUAAUCAUGAUGAUCAGUGGAAAUCAUAUGUCUAUCUUAGGAUAGAUACUGAAGUAAAUCCAAGCAUCUAUCUAUAUAACAAUAGUGAUAUGAAUGUCAAUUUUUAUGAUACCAUGUCCAAAAAUAGCACUCAUGAGAUUCGAAAUUUUAAUGCUAGCAGUUUUUUGCCGUAUAACAAAACUUAUGAACUACCUGAACCAAUUAUACCGAGUCUUAAAAAUGUUGACUUGAAUAAUAGCGCUGUUUAUGUAAUGCCUGGUUUGAGACAUGACUUUAAUGACAUUAUAGUCAUCAAUAACAAAAACAAUACCAUAGAUGGCAGCACUACUCUUUUAAGCAAUGAUGUGUUUUAUAUAACGCCUGAAAGUACUAGCGUUAUAGUAUAUGACAAAAACACUAUUACAGAUGAAAGCAUUAUUCAUUUUAAAACUGAUAUUGUAACUAUACAAACUGAUGUUAAUAUUGACACUAGUUUGACUACAGCCACAGAUGAUAAAAUAGACAAAGAACUGUCAAAUGUAACUGACACUAUUGCAUCUGUCAUUAAAAAUGAUCAUACAUUUGUGGGAUUGACAGAAACCUAUCAAAUUUUACGACUAAGGUGA